CAAUUAACGUCAUAUGCAUCGCCAUGAAGACACUGGAAAUCCUUGCUCUGUGCCUAUUGGCAUCUGCUUUGGGAACUUACGCCGACUCUUGCUCAGGUCGAUGUGGUGACAAUAAUUCAAAUUAUGACUGUCAAUGUAACAGCGCAUGUGUGAGGUAUCAGGACUGUUGCCUAGACUAUUUCAGCAGAUGCAAAGGAGCUGCUGGGCUUUCUGAGUCAGAACUGAGCUCCCUCGCACAAGAUCUUUGGAAUGCAGAUGUCAAUCGUCUGAGUAGUUCUGAUUACGAUAUUAACGUACAGACGAAGAUCACAGACACAGGCCUAAAACAAGACAAAAGUGGCAACAACUUCUUUGACUACGUAAAGACGUCUAACAUGGGAGGGACAUGGGACUCGUUCGAAAAACUCCUCGACAAUUACAUAAUGAAAACCGGAGAAACUGAAAAUAUUGUCACAUCUGAAAUGGACAAUUUCAUGAACGACGUCAUGGGGACCGAAGUCAUGAAGAUAACCUAUGCACUUCUGAACAAAAAAGGGUACUUUGACAACGAGAGUGAUUUCAAGACGUACAUUGAGGGCAUAUGGUUCCAGCUCUAUUCCAGAUCAAGCGGGCCGAUGGAUUCUUCUGCUUUUGAACACACCUUCGUCGGGGAGAUCAAGAAUGGGGCCGUCUCUGGUUUUCAUAACUGGUUUCAGUUUUACCUCUUGGAAAAGGAAGGAAAAGCGAAUUAUUAUGGAUAUGUCGAGCAAGCCAAUCCCGACCUGAUUCUAAUGCAAUUCAGCGUCAAGGAUGGCUCCAGCACCUAUGUGAAGACGUUGUCCUCACUCAUGCACGGUGUCAGUCCCGAGUUCGAGCUCGCGCUCUUCACCACUUGCUUCGUGUCUGAUCCGGGUUCUGCCUGCUCUUUCCAACUCGAGGGUAGUAGCGUGACCAUCCAAACAUGGGAUUACCAGGAUCGUAGUUUGAUCGGAUCCGCUUAUUUCAGCAUAUAAAUCCGCCAUAUGCCUUAUGCAUUGACGUCAAAGCACCGCCAUCUUAGAGGCUGAAGCCAUUUCAUUGAGUGCGUUGGUCAUGUUGGCGAUCUGUAUUACAGAU
Molecule: messenger RNA, 1095 nt
Organism: Lytechinus variegatus (green sea urchin)
Lineage: Eukaryota; Metazoa; Echinodermata; Echinoidea; Temnopleuroida; Toxopneustidae
Product: poly(U)-specific endoribonuclease-like
Exons: 6
Coding region: 24-992 (322 amino acids)
Molecular function (GO): RNA endonuclease activity
Source: RefSeq, a predicted model, not a curated record